Messenger RNA from Oldenlandia corymbosa var. corymbosa, 1275 nucleotides. The record is from the annotation of a GenBank genome assembly. Lineage: Eukaryota; Viridiplantae; Streptophyta; Magnoliopsida; Gentianales; Rubiaceae.
CGCUUACACAGUUACACAGCGUUGUUUAAAAAGUGAACCACAAAGUAAACCAGAGAAGAAAGAUAUUGAAAGGAGUAUGAGUAGUUCAGAGGGUCCAUCAUCAUCACCGGACAGAAGAGAAAGAGAAAAAGUAAAAGAUGGGAGGCCAAGGCAGUUUGAUUCAAAGGCAAAGGCUCUCUGCUGGGCCAGUGCUGAUAUCGUACCUGGCCGCCAUCCUGAGCGGUGGCGGAAAGAUAUCGCCGGAAACAUUGUCUGCAAGCGAUUCUUCAACUGUUCUGGCUGCCUAUGCUAUGAAUAUGACCAUGUUAUUCCCUUCUCCAAAGGUGGUGAUUCUGUGGCUGAUAACUGCCAGAUACUUCAAACAAGAGUGAACCGAUUAAAAUCAGAUAAAGAUGAAAUUGACAAAACUAAGUUGAAAGAUUACUCUUGUGAUAUUGCUUUUACUGAUAGGGAGCUUGAUCUUUUUGAGAUGGCUGUUUAUGGUGAUGUCAUCCGGCCUGGAAAAGAAUGCCGCUGCAGAACUGUAGCUGAAAUGCUUGGAAAGUACAAGGCAAAAGACAGCAGACCUGCAUGCGAGUUGCCCAAGUCAUAACCCAUUCCAUUUCACGCUAUUUGAUAAAUACAAACUAUUUAUGCAAUGAAACUGAUUUCUCAGAGGUACAGCCCACCUUGAUUUCUAAAAUUAAGAUUGAUUAUUGACAUCAUUGGAAGGCGAUUUUUGGAUAACAAGAUGUAUCAUUGAGACUUCCGGUAAGAUCCAGAAUUUAUUUUCUUGUCGAUAUAUGUACAACAAGAAGACUGUUAGGUUGUUGCUGAACCAAAUCAUGAAGCUGAUCUCUUCUGGCUUUCCCCAAGCAUUGUUAAACUAGGCAGAACUGGUCAUCACUUGUUUGGCAUUCUUUCCGUCCAUUUAAAUCCCAGAGCUGGAUAUUUAGUCGAAGCGAAUCCCAGCAAAAUAUAUGGGAUCUUGUUCAUGAACUUCAAUAUCUUGUGCAAUAGCUACUACAAUAGUGGUUCUAGUGCGCUAUUUUCUCUGGUAUCAAUUCUUUUGGUGAGUUUCAGUAGCAAGGAUGUAAUUAAUAGCCCAAGCUUGAUUAGCCAAUUGAUUUUUUUGCUUUAUUCUUUGUACCAGAAUGAGUUAGAUUCUUUGGCAGAUUCUUUAGCCUUUCUAGUCGAUCUUUUCUUAUGAACAUGGAACUAAAAGAAUUAUAACUUGUGUGAGAAUUAAGACUCAGAACACCUAAUCAUCCAACUAACCUAUUAAUUAACAAUGAC